Molecule: messenger RNA, 155 nt
Organism: Porites evermanni
Lineage: Eukaryota; Metazoa; Cnidaria; Anthozoa; Scleractinia; Poritidae
Source: the annotation of a GenBank genome assembly
CGUGGGUUUGAUUACUCGGUUAUAUUACUCUUUUUAGAACAGUACCAUGCAUCGGAAUGUCUAUGCGUACUUGAACUAUAGGCUUCGCGAGUACACGGAUUAGAAGGAGGAAUACGAACACUAAUGUUGGCGAAAUUUAUCAGGCCAUUCAACAA